This is a messenger RNA of Aspergillus fijiensis CBS 313.89, 1179 nucleotides long. Its product is annotated as PLP-dependent transferase. Bases 1 to 1179 code for a protein of 392 amino acids. Lineage: Eukaryota; Fungi; Ascomycota; Eurotiomycetes; Eurotiales; Aspergillaceae. Gene Ontology annotation, molecular function: L-aspartate:2-oxoglutarate transaminase activity; pyridoxal phosphate binding. Gene Ontology annotation, cellular component: cytosol. Gene Ontology annotation, biological process: L-aspartate biosynthetic process. The transcript has 5 exons. The record is from RefSeq and is a predicted model, not a curated record.
AUGUCAUCAAAGUCUUCAGUCUUUGCGACCGUGGCCUAUACGCCACCGGACGCGAUCUUCGAACUCACCAAAGCCUAUAUAGCCGACCCAGACACUCGCAAAGUGAAUCUAGGCCAAGGUACCUAUCGAGAUGGCGAUGGACAUCCCUGGGUACUUCCAGCGGUUGAAGCAGCCAAGGAUGCGAUCAAGAAUUGCAACCACGAAUACCUUCCAAUCCUGGGCCAUCCACCUUUUCGCAGACUAGUUACGGAGUUGGUCUUCAGGAAGGAGUCCACCGUUAUUCGCGAGAGUCGAGUCGCCUCUUGUCAGGCAUUAUCGGGUACCGGAGCACUACACGUGGCAGGAAUGUUGCUCAGGCGGGCACUUGGUCAAGAUCGAACCGUCUACAUCACCAAUCCGAGCUGGUCCAAUCACAGAAUGGUCUUCGAAUCAGUGGGUUUCUCAGUUCGAGAGUUCGAUUAUGCGUCGAGGGACGGGAUUGGCAUGGAGUCGCUACUUCGAGCCUUAACUGAGGCAGACCCAUUGUCAAUCUUUGUGCUUCAUGCUAGCGCACACAAUCCAACUGGGUGGGAUCCUAGUCCAGAACAAUGGCGACAGAUAGGUGCUAUCAUGAAGGAGAGAAGCCUACUCCCUUUGUUUGACGCUGCGUACUUGGGAUUGACGUCCGGAGACUACGAGCAAGACGCGUAUGCCAUCCGGUACUUUGCUGAGGAGUUGGAUCUGGAGAUGGGUGUCUGUAUUUCCUUCGCCAAAAGCAUGGGACUCUAUGGCGAGAGGACCGGGCUGUGUGCUUUUGUAUCACGCAACCACAACAUCGCCAAUAAUGUGGAGUCAAGUUUAGCGCAGUUAAUUCGCGGCGAAAUCUCCAAUCCUCCGGCAUUCGGUGCUCGUGUCGUCACGGCAAUUCUAGCAAACGAUGGCCUAUCGUCUCAGUGGCGGCGUGAUCUUACCACGAUGAGCUCGCGCAUUACUGGAAUGAGGAAGCAGUUAAGUGAUGAAUUGACAGCGCUAGAUAUCCCGGGCGACUGGAAGAAAAUCAUGCAGCAGAAAGGCAUGUUUUGCGUGCUCGGUCUUACACCCGAGCAAGUUCACGACCUAAAAGCUGGUCUGUAUGAGGGUAAUGUGCGGUAUGUGGCCGAGUGCAUCCAUCAGGUUGUUUGUCAGCCAGGAGUAGCUUAA